Messenger RNA from Notodromas monacha, 1428 nucleotides. The record is from the annotation of a GenBank genome assembly. Lineage: Eukaryota; Metazoa; Arthropoda; Ostracoda; Podocopida; Cyprididae.
AUGGGACUAAAGUCUCGAGAACCGUCGAAGGGACGAAGUCUAAAUGCUGAAGAAUUUUUCCACGGAAUGGCUGUGGAACGUCUUCGGGUCUUGCUUUCACCGCCCGAGGGCGUCAAUCGAGUAGCAUUCCUGAGCAAACCCACACCCGAGCUAACCCCUUUGCCCGCGCCGAGAUUGAAAUAUUCCGCUCCGAUGACCAAUGAUGUCUACAACUUGCCCGUCCGUGUUUUGCCUGCACAAUCCAGAGGUCUUGAAAGUGGCCGUCUUUCCGAACUCCGAAGGCUUUCCAAAGAAAAUCACGACUUGAAGUUUGAAAUGAAGUUAUUGCUGGAGAAAACUGAGGAUCUCGUCAACGAAAAUGAAAUGGUUGGAGAGGAGGUGAAGGGAGUUUUGGACCUGUGUCGUCGUUUGUCGGAGAAGUCCAAGGAUGCCAGAUUAACCAAUCAAUGCACUCAAACAGUCGGUGAUUACGCCCUGCUCGAAGCUGAGAAGACAGAAGCCGUGAGGAAAGUUUCAGAGGCCGUUAAAACCGCCAGGGAAUCGGAAACCCGUCGCCACGAGCUAGAAAUCGAACUGAGUUCGGCUCGCAUUCACAUCGAAGAACUCAAGGCGAAAAGCUCCUUCAGUACCGAACUCGAGACUCGAUUGGGCUCCUUGACAGCGGAGCUGCAUUCUGAACGACGAAAGAGAUCCGAGUUUGAAAUGGAAUUCGCGAAAACCCAAUCGCGUUUGGACGAAGUGCUGUCAGAUUCGCGUCGAAUGGAGUGUAAACUGCAAAAGGACGUUGCCAAGUUGAACGCCUCGAAAAAGCUCUUGGAGAACGAGUGUGAGUCGACGAAGCGAGACUGCGAAAUGAUGGAAAGGGAUUUCGAAAUGAAGCUUGCUCGAAAACAAAACGAAAUUGAUUGUCUGAGAGAAAAGGCGGAGAAAAUUGGACACUUGUGGAGGAUCGACAAGGAAAAGUGUAGCAUGUUGUCUGAUUCACUGGAAAAUUAUCGUCGUCAGUUGGAAACAUUCGAGAGUUAUCGCCCGAAGGCUCAACCGUUGGCGACCCCGAAUUGGGACGAGCUACAAGUUCUCAAUCAGAAAUUCAUGGCCUACGUCGAAACGAAGAAUUCCGAAACUGCAUCAGAGUUGGAGAAACUUGUCGCGAAGCAAACCAACAUUCUACAAAGACUAAAAGACGAGUGUCUUUUGUUGACGAAAAAACUCGACGACGCACAUAAGAAGCACAAGGAGGACUGUUCUCGGAUUAACGAGGAAAAUUUGAUCCUCUUGUCUCGAUUGCGAGAUGUGACGACUCUGUGGGACUCGAUGCAAAGCGAGACAGAUUUGCGGUCGAAGAUUUCUUGCUUAUCUGGAGUAGUGGGGACUUUAAAAACGGAAUUGAGAGCGAAAGCUGUGAAGGAAAGUGCUGAGGAAACCUGA